AUGUCAUCGACUGAUGGUGCAACUAAUAAUAGUGCGAGCAAAGCUGAUGAAUAUAUCAAACUAAGAGUCGUUGGUCAAGAUAAUAGUGAAGUUCAUUUUAAAGUUAAAAUGACAACAUCAAUGGGUAAACUGAAAAAAUCUUAUGCUGAACGUCAAGGAGUCGCUAUUAAUAGUUUGCGAUUUCUCUUUGAUGGUAAACGUAUAAAUGAUGAUGAGACACCAAAAGUUUUAGAAAUGGAAGAUAAUGAUACAAUUGAUGUAUAUCAAGAACAAGUUGGUGGUUGA
This is a messenger RNA of Rotaria sp. Silwood2, 285 nucleotides long. NCBI's taxonomy places the organism in Eukaryota, Metazoa, Rotifera, Eurotatoria, Philodinida, Philodinidae. The record is from the annotation of a GenBank genome assembly.